UGUAAACCGGGCUGCGGGAGUUUUCUUUUUCCUCCCAUGUCGACGCGGUACACGACAUAGGAUAACUUUCCCAUGUCCCACAUACCCGGUGCGUUUCGGCCGCAUCUUCACGCUUCCUACCUUGCUCUCGCCAAUUUCCAAACGGAGAGGCCCCAACUAGAACCAUGGCACCCACCAUCAGCCUCGUUUUCGGGGGCCUCGCCGCGACCUACUUCUUCCUCCGCUUCCUUCUCAACCUGACCCAGGAUGCGAGAGAGCCGCCGGCGAUCCUGACCGGCAUCCCCUUUAUCCAGCCCCUGGUGGGCAUGAUCCGGGAGAAGGAGCGCUUCUACAUAAGGCUGAGGGACACCACGCGGCUGCCCAUCUACACGCUGCGGCUGCCAUUCCAGCGCAUUUACGUCGUCAACGCCACGGAGCUCAUCCCCGUGGUGCAGAAGCAAUGGCGGCUCAUCAGCUUCGCCGCGAUCGCCGCCGACGCCGGCGACGUGGUCGGCAUGAGCAAGGAGGCCCUCGCGGUCAUGAAGGCGGACCUGACGAGCGAUCACGGUUUCAGCACGAGCUGGCCCAAGUACAUCAUGCCGGUCAUGGCCCCCGGCCCGGACCUCGACGCCAUCAACCGCCGCGCCAUUGAGCUCUACGUCAGCGAGCUGGCCAAGCUGCGCGCCCAGGGCGCCCCAACGGUCGUCGGCCUCCGCGACUGGUCGCGCAAGAUGAUGGUGGACUCGACGUCCGAGGCCAUCUGGGGCCCGCAAAACCCCUACCGCGACCCCGUCGUCGCCGACGCCUGGAAGACCUUCGAGGCCGGCUUCCUGACACUGGCCAUGUUCCCGAUGGCUCGGCUCUUCUUCCCCCGCCUCGUCCGCGCGCGCGAGAUCGCCGCCAAGGCCAUGAUCGACUACAUGCACCGCGACGGCUACAAGACUGCCUCGGGGCUCGUCAAGAAGCGCGUCGCGCACCACCGCGACCUGUUCGGCCUCAGCAAGGACGACAUCGGCCGCGGCGAGCUGGGCAACACCUUCGCCGUGCUGGGCAACACCGCGCCCUGCGCGCUGUGGGUGCUCUACCACAUCUUCUCGGACGCGGCGGUGCUGGCGGACGUGCGGCGCGAGCUGGCCGCGCUGGUCGAGGACGAGGGCACGGACGCGGAGGGCCACCCGGUCAGCGCGAUCGACCUGGCGCGCAUCAAGGACUCGUGCCCGGCGCUGCUGAGCACGUUCCAGGAGACGCUGCGGUUCCGGGCCGUCAACCCGGGCCCGCGCGUCGUCCUCGAGGACGUGCUCCUGGACGGCGGGCGCAUCCUGCUCAAGAAGGGCAGCAUGCUGAUGAUCCCGGCGCCGGUGCAGCACACGGACGCGGCGGCGUGGGGCGACGACGCGCGCGCGUUCGACCACCUGCGCUUCGCGCGCAAGAAGCAGCCGGGCCCGGGGCCGGAUUUGGGCCGGCCGCGGCCGAACAACCGCGUCGCGUUCCGCGCCUUCGGCGGCGGCCACGUGCUGUGUCCCGGGCGGCACUUCGCGGCCACCGAGAUCCUCUCGCUGGCGGCGCUGCUGGCGCUGCAGUUCGACGUCGUGCCCACCGCGGGCGCGUGGGCCGAGCCGACGUGGCACAACUCGCCCUCCCAGGCCGGCUUCCCCGUCAUCGACCAGGAUAUCCCCGUCGAGCUGCGCCCGCGCGACCCGCGCCGCAGGUGGCGCGUCACGUUCUCGGGCUCUGACAAGGCGAUGGAGAUCGUGUCGGAGGAUAUCGCGGCCGGCGGCAGGGGGGCUAUGUGAUAGACUACGUCGUCAAGAGAAGGCAACCUUACUGAGAUACUGGGGGUUCAUGGCAAAUUUAGACUAAUUGCUUCUUAAUAAAACUCUUAGGUUUAGGAGACAAACCGCGGGAGGGAAAUAGAAAUACAGGGCUGGUGGCUUUGUGAGCACCCAUCGCACAUCACGGCUCAAGUGCGGCAAAAUGAGAGGAGAUCAUGAUAUCCCGGCAGCGCGGUAUUCACUAUCCUGCCGGGUGUACAGAGCCAAUACUUACCGGAGAGAGCCCAGAUCCAAACCCAUCACUUUUUUCACAGCCAUCACGCCUCGUAGACCCCCUG
Messenger RNA from Thermothielavioides terrestris NRRL 8126, 2089 nucleotides. RefSeq lists its product as uncharacterized. Gene Ontology annotation, molecular function: heme binding; iron ion binding; monooxygenase activity. Lineage: Eukaryota; Fungi; Ascomycota; Sordariomycetes; Sordariales; Chaetomiaceae. Bases 165 to 1772 code for a protein of 535 amino acids. The record is from RefSeq and is a predicted model, not a curated record. The transcript is spliced from 2 exons.